Messenger RNA from Plodia interpunctella (Indianmeal moth), 3543 nucleotides. RefSeq names its product steamer duck (gene stck). The transcript is spliced from 9 exons. The record is from RefSeq and is a predicted model, not a curated record. Gene Ontology annotation, biological process: positive regulation of substrate adhesion-dependent cell spreading; cell-cell junction organization; positive regulation of integrin-mediated signaling pathway. Bases 207 to 1226 code for a protein of 339 amino acids. Gene Ontology annotation, cellular component: focal adhesion; cell-cell junction; cytoplasm. Lineage: Eukaryota; Metazoa; Arthropoda; Insecta; Lepidoptera; Pyralidae.
GCAACUAUUUAUUUAUUUUAUUUCUCUGUGUGGUGAUCAGUGGUGAUCUUCUUGUCUCGUCUCACUUGUGAAAUAUAAGGCGAAGUUUUUUUUGCUUCUUGUUCUAUCGUUAAUGAACUUUAUUAUACCUAAUUGCUACAAGGCUUCGAUUUCUUUUGUCAAGUUACAGUGUAAAAUAGUGAUAUUGGUGGUGAUUGUGGUGCAAAAUGCCUGGUAUAGCAACUAUGUCUCUUGACAAUAUGUUCUGUACACGCUGUAGCGAGGGUUUUGAGCCCAACGAGAAGAUUGUGAACUCCAAUGGUGAACUUUGGCAUACAAACUGCUUUGUUUGUGCCCAAUGUUUCCGUGUCUUCCCUGAAGGAGUAUUCUAUGAGUUUGAGGGCCGCAAGUACUGUGAGCGUGAUUUCCAAGUGCUAUUUGCACCAUGCUGUGGAAAAUGUGGAGAGUUCAUAAUCGGGCGCGUAAUAAAGGCGAUGAACGCCAACUGGCACCCUCGCUGCUUCCGCUGCGAGGAGUGCAGCGCGGAGCUGGCGGACGCGGGCUUCAUCAAGCACGCGGGCCGCGCGCUGUGCCACGCCUGCAACGCCCGCGUCAAGGCCGACGGCCUGCAGAACUACAUGUGCCAUAAAUGCCACGGCGUGAUCGACGGCGAACCACUGCGGUACCGCGGCGAGGUGUACCACGGGUACCACUUCACGUGCGCCACGUGCGGCGUGGAGCUGGACCACACGGCGCGCGAGGUCAAGCAUCGCUCGGGGUACGCCGCCAACGACGUUAACAACCUAUUUUGCCUGCGCUGCCAUGACAAGAUGGGCAUUCCCAUCUGCGGCGCUUGCCGCCGACCCAUCGAGGAGAGGAUUGUGACCGCCCUCGGGAAACAUUGGCAUGUUGAGCAUUUCGUGUGCGCGAAGUGCGAGAAGCCUUUCCACGGGCACCGGCACUACGAGCGCAAGGGGCUGGCGUACUGCGAGCAGCACUACCACCAGCUGUUCGGCAAUCUCUGCUACGUCUGCAACCAGGUCAUAGCCGGCGAUGUGUUCACGGCGCUGAACAAGGCGUGGUGCGUGCACCACUUCGCGUGCGCGGUGUGCGACGCGCCGCUCAGCACCAAGAGCAAGUUCUACGAGUACGACCAGCGGCCCGCCUGCCGCCGCUGCCUCGAGCGCCUGCCGCAGGAGCUGCGUCGACGUCUGCGUCGCGCGCACCACUACACGCUGCGCCGGUAGCUCAGCAAACCACUCGGACUCUUGUCCACUCUUAUCCGAGCGUUUUCCCAUCAUUAUUGGAGCAGGGGUUGUAUACUACGUGCACUGCUGCCGAUGGUGGUCAUUAAAAAAACUAAUUUAAAAAUCAAUAUGCGUCGCGAAUGGGGUUAUCGGUAUUCGAUCCAGGAAUAUCGAUAGUAUCGACGAAUAGCAAUGACUGCUGAAAACGUAGGCUUCGCGUUUCUUUGUUAGAAAUUCAUGUGCGUAUUCAGCGGUCAAUGUUACUCAUCUAUACUAGUAGUGAUAUUUUAACGUUUUUCAAAGUGAUGUUCACAGAAACAAUAACUGGUCAUUUUACAGUCUUAUUAUCAUUAUCUUAUGAUAAUAAGAUUGUAAAUGAUUAGUUAAUAAGUUUAUAGUUAUUAUACCCUUUUUUCGUUUUCUUGAAUUUUCUAACGUUAAUUUACAUAAAGAUUCAAUUUAUAUUGUGCGUCGAUAUCUUCUAGUGUAUAAUUGUUUUAUUCAUAAAAAUAUAUUUUUGCUGAACCUAGUUAACGUUUCUAAGAAACUGUUGGAAACUUAUUUUAUGAUGAUAUCUAGACGAAAAAAAAUACGAAGUAUUUUGCCUUUACCUUAUUAACUUUAUUGAAUUUUACACUCUCAAAACAAUGCAAUUUUUGUCACGUUGAAUAAUGUUACUAAAAUUAGUUUAUCUAAUAGUAUGUAUAGUGACAUCCCUAUAUGUUUUUAUGUGCCUUAGAAUGUGACUAAUGUAAAUAAUUGCUAAUAUAAGCUUGAUUGUGGAUUAUAUGAAUAUUUACUAAUAUAUUUUAUCUAAAUAUAAUAUUAUAUAAUUAUCCAAAGUGGAUUCAAGAAUCAUCAUUAUAUGUAAUCAUGAAAAUAAUGCUUUAUUAAUGCUUCUACUACAAAGAUUUUCAUUUCAAUCAAUCUUUUAAUAAAUCCAAAAUCUACAUAUAUUGCAGUUCCGAUAGAUUCCAUAACGAUAAGAAUUUUUGAGCUUGGCCAAUCCAUACGUAAUCACAAUGAAACAAUUAUGUUACUGUAGAGGGAAUGUAUUUCAACAACGACCAGUAAUCUAAGAAAACACACUUUUCAUCAUAAAUAUUUAUGUAAUACUGCUACAUACUAACACUGAGAAAAAGUAUGUUGGUAAACAUUAUUCUCUACAUAUUUUUAUUACACUUUAUUCUUUCGCUUACAGUAAAACAUAGAAUAUAAUAAUUCAAAUGUUAGGUAACCAUUUUGUUUUAUAAACAACGCAAAUAAACACAAAAUUGCUCGCAAAUUUACAAUUUCAACAAAUUAACACAUUUGACUAUGUAGUACCUAAUCACUAUUCGCAGUGUUUAUCUAGGAUGGAAAGCCUGCGAAUGUGAUCAACAAACAGUCACAGAUGUUUUGACUUAUACCUGGUAAUAUUCAAAACCAGGUUAAUAUAAACUAAUUCAAAGUUGUAAUAAACUCGAAUCCAGUAACCUUCGUUUCGAGUCUUAGCUCACAAGUCAGUUUAGUCCUUUCAAGUAAAAGUACAUUUCUAUGUACACACCAUAGAUAAAUCAAGUUAUUAGACUGACUUGAAACUUGAGCUUGUACAACACUAUGUAUAUAGCCUAGUCCGUAUUUUGAUUAGUAUUAAGGGCAAGUGUUAAAUACUCAAUCUGCACUGCACUGAUUGGGUGCGAGUCCAAGGAUUUUCACAUACAACAAUCAAAAUACGAACUAAGCUUAUAAUAACUAUUAUUUAGUUAUCUUUCUUCAUCCUGGUGCUGGUCAUGCGGUAGAUAAUGGAGUCUCUGCCAGGAUCCAUGUCCAUGAUGGCGUACACAAUGGCAACCAGGCUGAACGUGAACACCACUCCGAACCACAGCAUGAUGUUGAAGAUGGCUGCAUAAUUGGUAGGUGCGGGUAUUGUCUGUAAAAAUUAUGAAUUUUACUGGUUAUUGACUUCUCCACCAACCGUAACUCUUUGCGGUUGGCAUUAUAUGUUGGUAUGGCACUCUGUAUUCCCAUUCCCGUAAGUAAGAGGAUUACAGAUUUGUCAUAUAUGUUCUAAAUAGAAUUUUUUUAAAACAACUGAUGAACAAAAUAUCUUAUCGCUAUUGUACUACAACAAUUUCCUCUGUUAUACAUACACAAUACAAAUCUUUAAUCCUUAAUCAAGCAAAAAGAACUUACCACAUUGGCUGGGGUUUGCCGACUGAUUACGGAACGAACUGCUCUCCUGGUGUGCGCCACAUCUGUAGUGACAGCUACCACCAGGACAGAACCAUCAUAAGCUCUCGCAAAGGCAGUGCUAAGACUCUUCAAAGCUGCGCCU